Molecule: messenger RNA, 1104 nt
Organism: Lottia gigantea (owl limpet)
Lineage: Eukaryota; Metazoa; Mollusca; Gastropoda; Lottiidae
Exons: 3
Coding region: 1-1104 (367 amino acids)
Biological process (GO): regulation of transcription by RNA polymerase II
Cellular component (GO): nucleus
Molecular function (GO): DNA-binding transcription factor activity, RNA polymerase II-specific; RNA polymerase II cis-regulatory region sequence-specific DNA binding
Source: RefSeq, a predicted model, not a curated record
AUGGUGAAAAUCGUUUUGGGAGAAUCAAUAGAGAAAGAAGAGGAGACAAUCCCGUCUCCAACUGGCGAUACUCAACCUCAUAUCUGUGAAUUUUGCCAUGAUGAAUUCUGGCAACUCGAUGAAUAUAUGGAACAUAAAGAACUAUGUAUAAAUAACGCUAAACGACGGAGGAUUAUGUUUGAUUCGAACUCUGUUGAUGGUAGUGUAACCAACGGUGAUAUCAGUGAACCAAUCAGAUCACAGAGUGUCAGUGAUGGUGAGGAAGAGUUGUCUCCCGAAGAAGAUGAAGGCAUAUAUCCAGAGGAAUUUUCCCGCCACGCUCAUUUAAACGGAGAUUACACACACGAAAACAAAAUGGAGGAUUUAUCAGAUGAUGAAGAUGAAUUAAAAGAAGAUGAUAAAGAAAAUAAAAUAACUGACGAGUCGAAAGUUGCAAUGGCCGCCCAACUACCUCAAUUAAUGUCGUUAGCCAAUAUGGCGAACAUGGCGAAUAUCUUACCUACAUCCAAUGUGAAACUGGAACCUAUGUCUGGCACUAAGGCUGCCGUGGCCCAGUUUGCUGAAAACAAUAACCUAAUGCCCAAUGAUAUGGCUGUAUUACAAGCUACGCUGUUUACUCUUCAACAACAACAAAUAGUUCAAUUACAGUUGAUUCAACAGUUACAGAAUCAAAUCGUUACAAAGACUGAUGAAGAUGAGGAAGAGGAAGAGGAAGGAGACGAGGAUCUCGAACAAAAUAACGAAGAUGCCAAAAGUGAAACGAAAAGCGAAACAUCAAAACCACCUUCUCCCGUUGUGGACUCCAUUUCAGACUCUAAUCUCAGUUCCAAAAUAUUCACCGAGGACAAAUUAGUGAAAAGCGAGAGUGAAAAACCUUCACCCGAUUCUAUGAACCCUUCAGAGGGAAAAUAUAUCAACAGUUUAGCUGCUAUGAAUAAUAUGACAUAUAACUCACUCCCGAAAGAAACCCCAGUUCAACGAGGAAGCAUCCUACCCCCUCAUUUAUUGUCUAUACCCCCUGAUGAUGGUUACGCUCAGAGAGGAACAGGGAGUGUGGUCAGGAAUAUCAAUGAGUUAUGUCCCCUUGUGAUUCAAUCUUUGUAA